Messenger RNA from Pararge aegeria (speckled wood butterfly), 3220 nucleotides. RefSeq lists its product as uncharacterized. Lineage: Eukaryota; Metazoa; Arthropoda; Insecta; Lepidoptera; Nymphalidae. The coding region runs from base 301 to 3072 and encodes 923 amino acids. The transcript is spliced from 13 exons. Gene Ontology annotation, cellular component: nucleus. The record is from RefSeq and is a predicted model, not a curated record.
CUAGGAAUUGAGUAAGCAACUGGAAGAAACUUAAUAAUUCCUAAUUUUACUCAAUAAAUAAACUUAAAUAUAUUAUAUUUUUGUGUCUUAAUGAUUAGCAGCACCUAAUUUGUGUCUCUGGCUGAGCCUGUAUACUGUGUGCCCACUUGGCAUCGUGAAAAUGUUGUGCUUUCGUUUGAAGUGAUAAAAAGGGCAAAAUGUGAAUAUUUAUUAGUUUACCGAUAUGAUUUAUUGAUAACUUACCUAGAAAGUAGGUAGCUAUAAUGUUUAUUUGAAUAUCUGGAAAAAAAGUUUGAAAUCAUGGCUGGUAGGAAAACAACGAAAAAUACUAAAUAUCUAGCUAAACUAGCUGAUAAAAGCGCUCCUUGUGCUUUCUGCAAGAGGAACUUUGAUGAAGAGACGAUAUACGGGAAGCUGUACAGCAUUGGUGAUAUACACUGUCACUAUUUUUGUGCUUUGUUGUCAUGCUGCCUCAUACAAAAGGGCAAAGAUGAGGAAGGUCUUUUUGGAUUCAUGUAUCCAGACAUUUUGGCUGAGAUCGAGAGGAGUAAAAAACAUAAAUGCUCAUACUGUGGCGUCGAGGGGGCGACACUCGGCUGCAGCAUAGCUCAGUGUAAGAAGCAGUUCCACAUGCCAUGUGGAAGGGAGAAAAACGCUGUGUCUCUUUACUAUGGAAAUUAUAAGUCAUACUGUGAGAAGCAUGCACCUAAGCAGAAGGUAACAGACGUUGUAAUGGAAAAAGCAAAAUUUAGGCUGACUAGGGUAAGGAGAGAGAAUAAAGUCAAAUCUUCGGGACAGAAAAGCAUCUGCGUUAAAAUCAAAGAGUCUGAAUUUGCGGAGGAGUCAGAAUGUGUAUGUGUGAUAUGCUACGAGUCGGUCGAUGGGUUUCCAACCACCCAAACGUUCUGGCCACCAUGUUGUGCUAGGGAUGCCUGGUUCCAUAGGAGUUGUUUGCAGCGCAUGGCGUUAAACGCCGGUGUCCACUAUCUCAAGUGUCCACUGUGCAAUGACAAAGACAUGUUUUCUACUGCAGUUCUCGCACAAGGAUACUAUAUACCCGACAGAGACGCAGCGUGGGAGCUGGAACAAAAUGCAUUUUCGGAGAUAUACGAACGCCCCGUUGAAUGUCGAGUGGACGAUUGCAAGUGCCCCAGGGGUCGGGAGUACGACGCUAAUUCAGGGAUAUGGGAUAUAAAGCUGUGUGUGCUCUGCGGGAGUCCGGGCGCCCACGCAGCUUGCUGUACCACGGAGUACUACGUCUGUGAUGUUUGCAGGCCCGCCGCUCCAGACCAGUCGCACUUGGCGGUCAUCGACGCCGGUAAUCUUUUACAAUUAGGCUUAUCGCUUCCAUCGCAGAAUCAAAACUCACAGCGUACUCAAUCUGGCCCAGUUAUGCCGAGUCGUAUGUCUAUCAGAAGAACUAAACGAAAACGUAAUUUGAAUGUCUCGUCGAGUGCAUCACAUAAUGUCACAGUUCGGACUGAAAUGGAAGACAAAACUGUAAAAACCAACACGGAUCUCAGCCGCCAAGAUCUGAACUUAAAAACACCAAAGCGUCCCACCUCAACAAAUCCUACUGAACCCAAACAUCCUGAAAACGAAUUACUGUCGCCGCUUAAACUGCUGAAACAGGGUUUAAAUGAGAAAAUAUCAUCGAAGGAGGUGGAAAAAUUUAUGUUUGAUACCAAAUUAUUGGACGAGAUGAGGAGAAAGUUCAAGAAACCAAAACCUCUUUGUGUUAAAAGGAAAAUUGUUGGUGACAUUCUCGAAGGACUCCUAGACUAUGUGAGCAAUAAAAAAAAUAUCAUAGAACGGAACAACUCUCCAGAAAAAGUAAAGGAAUCCAUCAAUGAUUCAACAUGCACUGAAGAUAAAGAAAAUAUAUCAGUAGCGACCGUGAAAACUUCAUUUACGAGUAAAAAUGAAAACCUCUUGACACUAAACCACACCUCCGAAACCCCAGAACAAAAUAUCCCAGAAACUUUAGAAAAUAAUACAACCACAGAACAGUUAAAUAUAUGUGAGAACGCCAUUUUGACUCCUGAAAAACCCGGAAUUAUGGAAGAUUCCUCCAGUAGCCCAUUCCAACUUCCGCCAGAAUUUAUUGCAGAUUCAAGUAGCAGCCUUCCCAUAAUUGAUACGCCGAAGAAAUUAAAAAAAAUAAACAUUCAAAACGAUUCUAUGGAAAUAUCGGAAAAUAAUCAAAUUGUCAACAUCGAUUUGAUCAAAAUUGAAACGAAUGACGCAAAAGACUUUCUUAUUCCCGAUAAGAAAUGCGCGUUCAAAUUUAGUCCACUAAAUAAAGAUAUAAAAGAGAAAAAUCUAGAUAUUGACUUGGAGAGUUUCAAAAAUCAAUAUUUAAACGAAGUAGAUAGGAAAACUAACUGUAAAUUCGAACAUAAUCAUAUAAAUCUUGAGAAUAAUUCCACAAAACUUAGAACAGCUAUAGAUUUUGCAUUGGAUGCGAUGAAAGAACCGCCAAAACGAAAACUACCAAACAGUGAUAAUGUUACAAACAGGAAGAGGAAACCUACCAAAAUGGUACGAAAAAAGAGAAAGCAAUGUAAUAAAGACCAAACUGAUGAAAAUGAAUGUUAUAAUAAGAAAGUUUGUACUGAAAAAUCUGAUAUGAAGGAUAGUACUAAUAGAAAACGGAAACAUCCUGAAGCAGACUUUAAUGUUAAACAAGAAUACACAAACAAUUCUGGCUCUACUUCUGGUGGUAAUGUUAAAAAGCGAAAAUAUAAAAAAUACAAGAAAAACCACAAUACCGAAUUGUCAAUUCGCAACAGAAAUAUAAAGCUGAAAAUAAGAUUCAAAUCCCAAGAGUUGAAUUUGAAAAUAACCAAACCCAAAAAAAGGGGCAGAAAAGUUCAAAAAGGUACUGCUAAAGUAAUGAAACAAUACGUAUUGCAGUAUGCGGUAAAUCAAAAAUCGCCGAAAGAAUGUAUCAUUCGACCCGAUGCAGAAGUUACACCGAUAAAAAAGAAAUAUUUGAAAACUGAGAAACCGUCAGACCAUUUAAAACAGACUUCUAUUGCUAGUUUUUUCAAAGUAUCACCUAAAAUGUAGUAAGAUGGGUUUGUUUUUUAUAUGUUUACAGUUUUUGGUGUCUAAUUUUUCUAUAAACAUAUGUUUAAAACAUUUUACGAUUCAUUUACUUGUAGUUUAUGUAAGAAUCACAAUAGAUUUAAUUUUUAAGUAUCUGUUAGCUGAUUAG